Messenger RNA from Theobroma umbraticum, 1906 nucleotides. It is a transcript of the gene ADSS, whose product is annotated as adenylosuccinate synthase. Gene Ontology annotation, cellular component: cytoplasm. Gene Ontology annotation, molecular function: GTP binding; adenylosuccinate synthase activity. Lineage: Eukaryota; Viridiplantae; Streptophyta; Magnoliopsida; Malvales; Malvaceae. The record is from RefSeq and is a predicted model, not a curated record. Gene Ontology annotation, biological process: IMP metabolic process; 'de novo' AMP biosynthetic process.
UCCCUGCUUUCAAGUAAACCCUUGCGCAAUAACGUUACUUCUUUUCUCGCCUGUCUUUUUUUUUCUCUUCUGUUUGAACCAUGAGCUUCUCGUCUCUCGCUCUCGACCUCAGUCCAAUCGCCACCUCAAGAUGGGCCCACCAGAGACCCACUCUCCACUUUCACCAGCACCGCCGUAAUUUCGUUGUCUGCUCCCUGAAGCCCGCCGCCUCCUCUUCUCUAAGCGUGGCUGAGUCAGCAGCCAGUGAGUCGCUGAGUCGAAUCGGAUCGCUGAGUCAGGUAUCCGGCGUGUUGGGGUCUCAGUGGGGUGAUGAAGGCAAAGGCAAGCUUGUUGAUAUCUUGGCUGAGCACUUCGACAUCGUCGCUCGCUGCCAGGGUGGAGCUAAUGCUGGACAUACCAUCUACAAUUCGGAAGGAAAGAAGUUUGCCCUUCAUCUUGUUCCUUCUGGCAUCCUUAAUGAGGAGACUCUAUGUAUUAUUGGAAAUGGAGUAGUAGUAAAUUUGCCAGGUCUAUUUAAAGAAAUUGAUGGGCUGGAAGCUAAUGGUGUCUCCUGCAAAGGACGGAUAUUGGUAUCUGACCGUGCUCACUUGCUAUUUGAUUUUCAUCAAGUAGUUGAUGGGCUUAGGGAAGCUGAGCUUGCUAAGUCUUUGAUUGGCACAACUAGAAGAGGAAUUGGACCUUGUUAUUCGAGCAAGGUGAUCAGGAAUGGCAUUAGAGUAAGUGACUUGAGGCACAUGGAUACUUUCGCUCAGAAGCUUGAUGUCUUAUUAUCAGAUGCAGCUUCAAGAUUCCCUGGUUUUAACUAUACCCCAGAAAUGCUCAAGGAAGAGGUUGAAAACUACAAGAGAUUUGCUGAGAGGUUGGAGCCAUUCAUUUCUGAUACUGUGCAUGUGAUGAAUGAAUCGAUUGCACAGAAGAAGAGGAUAUUGGUUGAAGGUGGCCAGGCUACUAUGCUGGACAUUGAUUUCGGUACUUAUCCCUUUGUAACUUCCUCAAGCCCAUCUGCUGGUGGAAUCUGCACUGGGCUGGGUAUUGCUCCAAGAGUUGUGGGUGAUUUAAUUGGAGUUGUAAAAGCAUAUACCACAAGAGUUGGUUCUGGUCCUUUCCCAACAGAAAUCUUGGGUCAAGGGGGUGACCUCCUUAGGUUUGCUGGGCAGGAGUUUGGCACUACUACUGGUCGCCCUCGUCGUUGUGGUUGGCUCGAUAUAGUUGCUCUUAAGUUCUGCUGUCAGAUUAAUGGCUUUUCUUCUCUAAAUCUCACCAAAUUGGAUGUCCUGUCGGAUCUUCCUGAAAUUAAACUGGGUGUUGCUUAUAAACAAGUUGAUGGUACACCAGUGCAAUCAUUCCCAGCAGAUCUUCGUCUUCUUGAGCAGUUGAAGGUUGAAUAUGAAGUUUUGCCUGGAUGGAAUUGUGAUAUUUCUUCUAUCAGAAACUACUUGGAUCUUCCAAAGUGUGCACGGCAAUAUGUUGAGAGAAUAGAGGAACUUGUUGGUGUGCCUGUCCAUUAUAUCGGUAUUGGACCUGGCCGUGAUGCUCUCAUUUUCAAAUAAUUCGACGAUUUUCUCCUUAAAUUAUUGUUGGUUUAUUUUCUUGCACUCGGCAAAACAAAACUAUUAGUGCAGGAAAGUUUUUAUUCCCCAUUUUGGGACCAUUUUUUGGGGACAAAAUUAGGAAAAUACAUGAAGUUGAUGAAACGAAAUAACAAAUAUCUUCACAUACGGGGUUACCUGGAAUUGGGCAUUUCGAUCUCUAUAUGAAAUGGAUGUCCAAGGUAUCAAUCCGCUUGUGGAAAUUUGGUUUAGUAUUAGUUCUUGAGCGUAUUAUACUUUGAAGUCUCUUUGAUGGCAGUGGUGAGUUUGUAAGGAAGAGUUAAGAAACGGGUUUAAUGUAACCGCAAUGUUGUAGA